Messenger RNA from Drepanopeziza brunnea f. sp. 'multigermtubi' MB_m1, 1011 nucleotides. NCBI's taxonomy places the organism in Eukaryota, Fungi, Ascomycota, Leotiomycetes, Helotiales, Drepanopezizaceae. The record is from RefSeq and is a predicted model, not a curated record.
AUGCAGCAUCCGACCUUGAGCUUGGAGUGGUAUGUCACCAGCUUGGAGCACUUUGCUCAACUCAAUGCCUGUCUAUCCUCCCCCAAAAAAGCUAUAUUUUCAGUGCUCUGCAACUCGGUACUGGGCAGGCAGUCGCGAAUCUUCAAUUCGUCGUCCAUGUUUUGCUUUUUAGUCAAUUUAUUUAUUGCUAUUCUUAUGGAUAUCUUUCGAGAGCUUGAGAAACUGGGGGCUCAAGCGGUUCGGUCUGAAGGAAAGGAAAGGUUCAAGGUGAACGGAGAGACUCCAUAUAUAUUAUCGAGGGAUUUGACGUCGGUGGAGGAGAUGUUGAGAGAAGAUUUCUGGAACAAGCACUUCUGGACGCCCGCACAGCGGGGGGAUAUGCUCCACGCCCUCGAGGCGUCCCAGGGCAUCUGGAAGGAGUCCGCCGAGUCAUCCAUGGAGGCGUACAAAGCAUGCAGCAUCCUCGGCAUCAGGAAGCUGACGAGCGAGGAGGAGGAGAGGCCAACAACAACAACCAUUCCUGACGCCGAACUCUUCUGCCGCCAUCUUCAACGCUAUGGCGCCAUCUCCCAGCGGAACGCGCGCUACGCCAGUAUGGAUACCAACAUGGGGGGAUCGUUAAAUAGAACGGGACUCACGCCGAACUACGGCAUGGAGGCUUCUAGCCCCAUCGGCUCGCCGUUCUCGGUAUUUGGCAACUCGGGAUCGGGGAUGGGCAUGUUGGACGUGCCGGGAAAUCUCAACUGGGACGCCUGGGACUCGUACAUCCCGAACGGCAACCCGGUCGACCUGGCCUUCCAGUCCUACCCAGCCGCGAACAUCGAGCCGUCGUCGCUCGAUCCGGGCACGCAGGGCGGCGAUCCUUCCUCUUCUGCGUUUGGCAACGGCGUUUUCAUGGGCGCCAAUACGCCGGGCGGGGGUGACGGGACUAAAGCAAGAAGUCUGGGGAAUUGGAGAGAGAAUCGGAGAAUCGGAGAGUACAGAUGCCACGACGCUAUGCUCACAAACUAG